CAACAGUCCCACGAUGGCGAGCUAUUUCCCUCCCAAUGGAGCCAUCUCCAGCCAUGGCUCUACUCGAGCAUCAUCGCCAGCUUCCUCCCCGCUUUCACCCCCCGUACACCAGCGAUCCAAUGCCUUGUCCAACCGACUGACAAGUGUACUUUCGGCCUCCUAUGCGGACUCGGACAUUCGCGAUGCGCUGGAGACACUCAGCCUCAGGGGGAUACACAAUACGGCAGAAGUUCGGAGACAACUACGCUUGGACGUUCAGAAGGAGGUCGUCGACAGCAAUGCCGAGAUUGUGCGGGAUUUCGGUCUGGUUGCGGAGCAAUUGAAACGGAUAGGAAAUGUGAUUACCAACCUGAACCAGACUUGCGAUGAGAUGCGCAAACAUAUUGUCUCUGCCAGACAGGAAACAGCACCAGUGCUCGAGGAAGCGUCGGCCUUGAUGAAACAGAAGAAAGAGGCAGAGACCAAACAGGAGUUGCUGGAAGCUUUCACCCAACAUUUCAUCGUCCCCGAUGAGGAUCUGCUGAUCCUGACACAUGCCGAAGAGCCUAUUGAUGACCAUUUCUUCGAAGUCCUCGCCAGAGUCAAGCAAGUCUACCGGGACUGCGAAGCACUCCUCGGGGGUGAGAACGAGCGACUGGGUCUGGAACUCAUGGAGAAGAGCUCUAGAAGCCUCAACUCCGCCUACCAGAAACUCUACAGGUGGAUACAGAAGGAGUUCAGAUCCCUCAACCUUGAAGAUCCUCGCAUCAGCAGCUCUAUCAGACGUGUUCUGCGAGUGCUGGCGGAGCGGCCAAGCUUGUUCCACAGCUGCCUGGAUUUCUUCGCAGAGGCGCGAGACUACGUGCUCUCUGAUGCCUUCCACUAUGCCCUUACCGAUGCCGUCUCUGGCACGACGGGUGACACCAACGUGAAGCCAAUCGAGUUCUCUGCCCACGACCCCUUGCGGUACAUUGGAGACAUGCUGGCCUGGGUGCAUUCCACCACCGUCUCCGAACGAGAGGCACUCGAGGCCCUCUUCGUCGCCGACGGCGAAGAGCUCGCCAAAGGCAUCCAAGCUGGGCUAAGCAGCGAACCCUGGUCCCGUAUCGACGAAGACAAAGAAGUAUCAUUCGACGGCCAAAAGGCUCUCAGCGACCUAGUCAACCGAGACCUCAUUGGCGUCUCCCGGGCCCUGCGCCAGCGCGUCGAGCUAGUCAUCCAAGGCCACGACGACCCCGUCACCUGCUACAAGGUAGUCAACCUACUAUCCUUCUACCAAACGACCUUCAGCAAACUCCUCGGCCCGCAAUCCAACCUGGCCGAGCUCCUUGAAACCCUCGAAAAGUUCACCUUCAACCACUUCGAAACCCUUAUGCACGACGAAGUCAACAACAUCUCAACAGACCCCUCGGCCCUCACACCCCCGGCGGACCUCUCCGCACCCCAAUUCCUCCAAGACGCCCUAGAAGACACCACCACCAGCGCCGAAAACAAAUUCACCCCGGUCCUCCACUCCGCCCUGGAACCCUUCCUCGACCUCGCCAAAUCCUCCGCUGCCGAUCUCCCCUCCCACACCACCCAAACCAUCUACCUAACCAACAUCCACCUCACCGUCCGCACAACCAUAUCCCCCUACCCCUUCGCCAGCACCACCCACCUCUCCCAAUCCAAACAGCCCUCUCAACCCUCCGCACAGACCUCCUCGAAAUCCAACACCGCUACCUCCUCACCUCCUCAGAAGUCGUUAUCGAAACCAAACAUCUCAGACAUCCUCGCCCUCCCAGCCUUCCAGCCGCAGGCGCUUGUGAACAUCAGUCAGCAAUUGGAUGACUUCCUUCCGUCUGCGUUGAUGGAUGCUACGGAGAACUUGAAGCGCGUGGCGAGCGCGACGUUCGUGAAGAGCGUUACGGAGGAUGCGGUCGAGGCGUUUUGUAGGGACUUUGAGUUUGUUGAGGGCAUGGUUAUUGCGGCGGAUAAUGAGGCGCGUAGAGGUGUGGUGGAUGGGGAUGAGGGUGAGGAGGGGGAGGAGGAGGGAGAGGAGGAGAAGGGGGGUUUGAGGAGGUUGUUCCCUAGGACGACUGGGGAGAUUAGGGUGUUGUUGAGUUGA
Molecule: messenger RNA, 2086 nt
Organism: Aspergillus eucalypticola CBS 122712
Lineage: Eukaryota; Fungi; Ascomycota; Eurotiomycetes; Eurotiales; Aspergillaceae
Gene: cog6
Product: Golgi transport complex subunit COG6
Exons: 4
Coding region: 14-2086 (690 amino acids)
Biological process (GO): intra-Golgi vesicle-mediated transport
Cellular component (GO): COG complex
Source: RefSeq, a predicted model, not a curated record